This is a messenger RNA of Eimeria maxima, 1497 nucleotides long. RefSeq names its product pyruvate kinase, putative. NCBI's taxonomy places the organism in Eukaryota, Apicomplexa, Conoidasida, Eucoccidiorida, Eimeriidae. The transcript has 4 exons. The record is from RefSeq and is a predicted model, not a curated record. Gene Ontology annotation, cellular component: cytoplasm. Gene Ontology annotation, biological process: glycolytic process. Gene Ontology annotation, molecular function: magnesium ion binding; potassium ion binding; pyruvate kinase activity. The coding region runs from base 1 to 1497 and encodes 498 amino acids.
AUGGCGAACCCCUCGCACUCCCAGGUUAUCGCGGCCCCCGACAGCUCCGGCCGCCUGCUGCGUCUGGUCAGCGCAAGCUCGGUUAUGAUGCAGUUGUUGGGCAAGAGCACCAACAUCCGCAUGUCUCAGAUCCUUGAACAUCACGAGGAUGAGGAUUUUAGAGCACAUCGCACAAAGAUUGUGUGCACCAUGGGCCCCAGCUGCUGGGAUGUGGAUAAGAUGGUGCAGCUCAUCGAUGCAGGGAUGAACGUGUGCCGUCUGAACUUCUCCCAUGGCGAUCAUGAAGCCCAUGGACGCGUGGGUGACAAGCCCAUAGAGCUGAACGCUGGCGAUAUGCUCAAGAUCGUCACCGACUACAGCUUUAUUGGCAACAAGAGCUGCAUUGCUUGCUCCUAUGACAAGCUCCCCACCUCGGUUAAACCAGGGAAUACCAUUCUGAUUGCUGAUGGUUCCCUCUCUGUGGAGGUUGUUGAGUGCGGAAAGGACUACGUCAUGACGAAGGUGAUGAAUCCCGCGGUAAUUGGCAACAAGAAGAACAUGAAUCUUCCAGGUGUGAAGGUCGACCUGCCGGUGAUCGGUGAAAAGGAUAAGAAUGACAUCUUGAACUUCGGCAUACCCAUGGGCUGCAACUUCAUCGCGGCGUCUUUUGUACAGUCAGCUGAUGACGUGCGUUACAUCCGAAGCAUUCUUGGGACCAAGGGACGAAACAUCAAGAUUAUUCCCAAGAUUGAAAAUGUGGAGGGUCUGCUAAACUUCGACGAAAUCCUCCAGGAGGCCGACGGUAUUAUGAUCGCCAGAGGUGAUCUUGGGAUGGAAAUCCCACCAGAAAAGGUCUUCCUUGCCCAGAAGAUGAUGAUUUCAAAGUGCAACGUUGCGGGUAAGCCUGUGAUCACGGCAACACAAAUGUUGGAGUCGAUGACUAAAAACCCACGCCCCACGCGUGCGGAGGCUGCGGAUGUGGCGAAUGCUGUUCUGGACGGCACGGAUUGUGUUAUGCUUUCUGGCGAGACAGCAAACGGAAGCUUCCCCGUGCAGGCGGUCACGGUCAUGUCUCGUGUCUGCUUCGAGGCAGAAGGCUGCAUUGAUUAUCAGCAGGUAUUCAGAGCUACCUGCCAGGCAACUAUGAGUCCUAUUGAUACUCAGGAAGCCGUGGCACGCGCAGCUGUGGAAACAGCCCAGUCUAUAAACGCAUCGCUGAUUCUUGCGCUCACCGAGACAGGCCGCACCGCCCGUUUGAUCGCGAAGUACAGACCUAUGCAGCCUAUCUUGGCUCUCAGCGCUUCGGAAGAAACCAUUAAGCACCUGCAAGUUAACAGGGGCGUGACAACCCUGCUGGUUCCGUCGUUCCAGGGCACGGAUCAGUUGAUCAAGAAUGCGCUCUCUGCUGCCAAGGAGAUGCAGCUAGUAAGCGAAGGCGAAAGCAUUGUUGCGGUCCACGGCAUGAAGGAGGAGGUUGCUGGCUGGUCGAACUUGUUGAAGGUCCUGGUUGUUGAGUAG